GUUGGCAGCCUCGGUGGUUUGUUUUAGACAAUGGGAUAUUAUCAUACUAUGAUUCACAGGAUGAUGUUUGCAAAGGCAGCAAAGGAAGUAUAAAGAUGGCUGUGUGUGAAAUAAAAGUUCAUGCAACAGACAACACAAGAAUGGAGUUAAUCAUCCCAGGGGAACAGCAUUUCUACAUGAAAGCAGUGAAUGCAGCCGAAAGGCAAAGGUGGCUGGUAGCCCUUGGGAGUGCAAAAGCCUCUUUAGCAGAUACCAGAACAAAAAAAGAAAAAGAAAUAAGUGAGACCAAUGAAUCUCUUAAAACCAAAAUGUCCGAACUUCGUCUCUACUGUGAUCUUUUAAUGCAGCAAGUUCAUACAAUACAAGAAUUUGUUCACCGUGAUGAGACUCGCUCUCCUCCCAGCACUGAGAACAUGAAUGAAGCCUCUUCCUUGCUUAGUGCCACGUGUAAUACAUUUAUCACAACACUUGAAGAAUGUGUGAAGAUUGCUAAUGCCAAGUUCAAGCCGGAAAUGUUCCAGCUGCCUCACCCUGAUCCCUUAGUUUCUCCUGUGUCACCAUCACCUGUCCAAAUGAUGAAGCGUUCCAUUAGCCACCCCGGUCCUUGCUAUACAGAAAGGAGUAAUCACUCUGUAAAAGAACCAAUUUCAUCCCAUCACCGAUUUUCGCAGCGGCGCAGAAGAACAUACUCAGAUACAGAAUCUUACAGCGAUACUCCCUCUGAAGAUUCUCAGAGAUCUGCUCACUGUUCUAGAAGUGCUGUCAAUGGAGAUCUGGUGUCAUCAACCAUUCCUGAAGAAAAUAGAUCAGCAUCAAAGGAAGGAUCUGAACUGGAAGAGACUCUUUCAUCCUUUUCUUCCUGAAGAAACUGAAAGUAUUCAAUUUUCUAUAAAUAAUGCUAUGCAAAAGCUGCUGUAAUUAUACUGUUGUUAUAGGAAGUAGUCAUUUCCCUUUUUAGAAGGAUUUCUCUGCACUUUAUAGAAUAACAUAAAAACUAUCUUUGAAGUGUAUUUUAUCUUUAUAUAGUUUAUUUGCAAGAGUAUUUUCCUAAUAUUUCACAGUUUGAAUGUGCAUUUUUAGAACAAGUGAUGGCUUAACAGAAAAGCAUCCACAUUUGUAAAUGUAGCUCUUUUUAAAAAGUGUGAAGGUCUGACUGAUACAUUAGUAAACCUGCAGGUUCUAAACUUCAGCAAAAAUGUUUAAUUUU
Molecule: messenger RNA, 1207 nt
Organism: Apaloderma vittatum (bar-tailed trogon)
Lineage: Eukaryota; Metazoa; Chordata; Aves; Trogoniformes; Trogonidae
Gene: PLEKHA3
Product: pleckstrin homology domain containing, family A (phosphoinositide binding specific) member 3
Exons: 7
Biological process (GO): endosome organization; retrograde transport, endosome to Golgi; receptor recycling
Cellular component (GO): trans-Golgi network; early endosome; recycling endosome
Source: RefSeq, a predicted model, not a curated record